AUUAUGACUGCUCCCUAUAGUAAAGUAUCUCAGGUUAAAUUAGACAUUAAACAAAUUGUUGAUAAUCUUCAGCAAUUUGCAAACUAUGAUGGUCACGAAAUAGAAUUGCUAAAGCUUAAAACUAACACCGAACAUUUAUUAAACAAGUUGGAAAACUUGCCUUUAGAAGGCUUUAAAACUAAUCUGAACAAAAGGCAAAGAAAAAGACAUAAAACAAAAUUAAAUAAACUUAGAAAAACGAAAGAAAUCAAUGUGGUAAAUAAGGAAAUUGAGUCUGAAGCAAACGUUGGGAAAAUUACAUCUACUAUUUCAAGAGAACUUAAGCCAAAAACCCAUUACCAAUUUAAAAGUGUUAAAGAAUGCCAACGCUUUUUACAGACGUUUGAAUUGUUGGAACAAUUGCAUUCAGUACGUGGACAAAAUUCAACAGAAACCUAUAAAUUUUCUUUAAAAUUACGCCAAUUGAAGUCCAUCUGGAAUUGUUUAUUGCAAGACAAACUGCAUGAACAAACUUCAGAAGAUGUUAAAAUUCAACAACAAUGGAAUGAAGUAUUGUUUGGUCCGCCGGAGAAAACUUAUUUCCACAACAAGCCAGACUUACAGGACUUUAUAAGAAAAAGACAAAUUUGGGACUCUUAUAUAGACAAUAAAUAUGGAUCCCCUAUACCAAUUGGUUGGAUAUUGCCAAACACAGAAGCUGAGGAACAAUGGCGACCAUAUAUUGCGCCCACAAGUCUUUAAUAGUUAUAAUUCAAUAAAAUGAUUUUCAAUGCAUAAAUAGA
Messenger RNA from Calliphora vicina (urban bluebottle blowfly), 782 nucleotides. RefSeq lists its product as uncharacterized. NCBI's taxonomy places the organism in Eukaryota, Metazoa, Arthropoda, Insecta, Diptera, Calliphoridae. Bases 4 to 741 code for a protein of 245 amino acids. The record is from RefSeq and is a predicted model, not a curated record. The transcript has 2 exons.